UAUUAUUAAGAGAGGUGAAACGCGCCGUUUUGGAAGGACUAGAAAAGGGUUUUUGAUUCGCAAUAGCAGCUGCAGCAGACACACUGUGAUAACAUCAAUCAAUCUACAGAUUUCCCUUCCUCUCUCCUUCGAUCCGCAAACUCACUCAUUUCAGCAACCAUGGCAGAUGAAGCGCAGAUUGAUGUGAAGGAGGAGGUUCCCGAUAUUGCGCCAUUUGAUCCUACUAAAAAGAAGAAGAAAAAGAAAACCACAGUUGUAGAUCUUGAUGAUGAUUCUGUAGACAAGUUGGCUGCGAAGACAGAAAAUCUGUCGGUUUCUGAGGGGUUUGACAGUACUUUAGCUGGUGCGAAAAAGAAGAAGAAGAAGCCUGUUGAUAUCAGUAACUUAAUUGAUGAGAGUGUUGAUGCGAAAAAUGAAGAUUUGGAUGAUCUCGCUGAAGAAGAUGAUCAAGAUGCUGUUUCAUUGCAACCUCGUUACCCUUGGGAAGGGAGUGAUCGUGAUUAUCAGUAUGAGGAGCUUUUGGGCAGGGUGUUUAACAUUCUACGUGAGAAUAAUCCAGAACUUGCUGGAGACCGGAGGAGGACUGUUAUGAGGCCUCCACAAGUGCUUCGUGAGGGCACAAAGAAAACUGUUUUUGUGAAUUUUAUGGACCUUUGCAAAACGAUGCACCGACAGCCAGAUCAUGUCAUGGCUUUCUUGCUUGCUGAAUUGGGUACAAGUGGUUCUCUAGAUGGACAGCAGAGAUUGGUUGUGAAGGGAAGAUUUGCACCAAAGAAUUUCGAAGGAAUUUUGCGUCGAUAUGUCAAUGAAUAUGUCAUUUGCCUUGGAUGCAAAAGUCCCGACACAAUACUUUCUAAGGAGAACCGUUUGUUCUUUCUCCGCUGUGAAAAGUGUGGAUCAGGAAGAUCAGUUGCACAGAUCAAGGCUGGUUUUGUUGCUCGUGUUGGGCGUAGGACUGCAGGAGGGACAUGAGUUUAUCGUUCUUUUCUUUUUUGAAGCUAAAUGUGUAAACUAGGGGGAAUGAACCAUUUCCCAACUUUUGUUUUCCCUACACAUGAUGUAUACCGUACUUGAUUUGAGUUUAUUCCAGUACAUUUUUGGCAUGUUCUCUAUUUCCAGAAGCUAUUAAAUUGGCACUUAAGGAACUUCAAUUUGAUUUCAGUAAACACUAUGUAGUUGGAAAUAGAUAUGAUUCACAUUACAAUUAAUUUUCAUGCCA
Molecule: messenger RNA, 1219 nt
Organism: Trifolium pratense (red clover)
Lineage: Eukaryota; Viridiplantae; Streptophyta; Magnoliopsida; Fabales; Fabaceae
Product: eukaryotic translation initiation factor 2 subunit beta-like
Exons: 10
Coding region: 160-972 (270 amino acids)
Biological process (GO): translational initiation; formation of translation preinitiation complex; formation of cytoplasmic translation initiation complex
Cellular component (GO): eukaryotic translation initiation factor 2 complex
Molecular function (GO): translation initiation factor activity; mRNA binding; translation initiation factor binding
Source: RefSeq, a predicted model, not a curated record